CUCCUGAGUCUCGCCUUGCUAAGGGACGAACUAUCGCCAAACGGUUUCACUUCCCAUCAAUGUUUUGUUCUCCUUUUUAAUUCUGCUCUCAAAUCUGUGAAGCAGUCAAUUCUAAAAUUCUAAACAUAGUGACCGGACCAGGCAACAAGACGACCCCUUAGAUGUUGUUGCCUGUGCCAGUUUGACAAUUCCACUGAAGUCUACCCGACAAUAGAAGGCAUGGAGCUAUCGGAGCAACAGGCCAGCUAAGAAUUCCUCGAAGCUAUUCUUGCUACGCAAUCGGUCCUUCGAUUCGUCCUCUACGAGAGCCUAUGCGAUCUUGAUCUCCGAGAAGGAGGAGAAGCGAUUUGAACAGAAAAACCCGCAUCAUUCCACGGAACAGGGAGAAAAUCUUCAUCUGCUCACCGAAGUGCCAUCAUGAGUUCCAGCGGAGGAGAUGCGAAGCUGUUCGCUAGGGUAUGUUUCGUCUUGUUUAUGUGCUGCACCGUCGGAGUUCAAGCCGUAUCGAUCGGCGGCUGGCAGACCACUUAUCAUUAUCCCCUCAUCCCCUCAUGUUGGUUGAGCCUACCUUAUAUGUGGUUUGGCUUAGCCCUCAAAUGAACUGGUCCCCUCUCGUUCUUAACCUCUCGCCUUUUCAGACCGUGAUUUCUAUACUAUAUCAUUUCCUCAUGCCCUACGGCUUCCCCCAGGCGCUCCUUAUAACCUACACUCAUCGGAAAUUAUCACACCCACCUUAUGUUACUUAGUGUACUUCCUUAUGCAACUCAGCAUGGCUUACCAUAUUCCCGAUCUUCACAGGGUAAAGUCGCGGAGUUGCGACAAGAACUCCAUAGUGGCGGCAAGAAGGACAAGAACUACUCCGCCAAAAAGAUUGCCCUCAAGAAGAUCGUCGCAAACAUGACUAUGAGCAAUAACGAUAUGGUGGCACUAUUCCCGGAUAUUAUCGAUUGUAUGAACUUGCCGAGCUUGGAAAUCAAGAAGAUGUGCUUUCUUUUCCUAGUCAACUACUCGCGAAUGAAACCCGACAUUGCCUUGAAGGCACUACCUAUCCUCGUUAAUGAUAUGGAAGACACAAACCCACUUGUGCGAGCCCUGGCGUUACGAACUAUUUCAUACGUCCAUGUGCGGGAGUUCGUCGAAGCGACUGUUCAACCUGUCAAGCGGUUAAUGGGGGACAUGGAUCCAUAUGUGCGCAAGACCUCCGCAUUCUGUGUCGCAAAGCUCUAUGAGCAUGAUAAGAAGCUGGUUGAGAGCUCCGAUCUGAUCGACAGGUUGAACCACAUGUUGAAGGACGAAAACCCUACGGUUGUAUCCAGUGUGCUCGCCUCUCUGGUAGAUAUUUGGGGCCGGAGUGAGACUAUCUCUCUGACCAUAGACUACACGAGUGCGUCGAAACUGGUCUCGAUCCUUCCUGACUGCUCUGAGUGGGGUCAAACCUACAUUCUGGAGGCCCUAAUGUCAUAUGUCCCUCAAGAUUCCGCAGAAGCACUCUUGCUAGCAGAACGAGUAGCCCCUCGCUUAUCCCAUUCGAACUCCGCGGUUGUCCUGACCUCGAUCCGCGUCAUCCUCUAUCUCAUGAACUAUAUUGCUGAUGAGAGGCAUGUUACUUCCUUGGCUAAGAAGUUAUCACCACCUCUUGUCACCCUCCUAUCAAAGCCACCAGAAGUACAAUACCUGGCGCUUCGAAAUGCAAUUCUGAUACUACAAAAGAGGCCCGAGGUUUUACGAAACGAUAUUCGGGUGUUCUUUUGUAACUACAACGAUCCCAUUUACGUCAAAGUGACGAAGCUAGAAUUAAUAUUCAUGUUAACAACGGAAGAAAACAUCUCUGUCGUACUGGCAGAAUUAAGAGAGUAUGCGACCGAAAUUGAUGUCCACUUCGUGCGUAAAGCUGUGCGCGCCAUUGGAAAGUUAGCGAUUAAGAUUGAGUCUGCCGCGCGACAAUGCAUCGAUACUCUUCUCGAGCUGGUCAAUGCUAAGAUCCCUUACAUUGUCCAGGAGGCAACCGUUGUUAUCCGCAACAUUUUCCGCAAGUACCCCAAUCAGUAUGAAAGCAUUAUUGGCCGCAUCAUUCAAAAUAUCGAUGAAUUAGACGAGCCUGAGGCGAAGGCCGCAAUUAUCUGGAUCAUCGGGCAAUACGCCGACCGCAUUGAGAAUUCAGACGGCCUUCUGCAGGAUUACUUAGCUACUUUCCACGAUGAGACUAUAGAAGUACAGCUCGCUUUAUUGACAGCAACCGUCAAAUUCUUCAUUCAACGCCCGACAAAGGGCCAGCAGCUAGUACCCCAAGUGCUCAAGUGGUGUACCGAGGAAACAGACGACCCGGACCUCCGGGACAGAGGUUACAUGUAUUGGCGUCUUCUGUCGACGGAUCCCAAAACUGCACGACAGGUCGUCAUGGGUCAAAAGCCCCCGAUCAGCGCAGAAAGCGAGAAGCUGGACUCUCGAACCCUGGAAGAGCUCUGUCUGAACGUCGGCACCCUUGCGACUGUUUACCUGAAACCAGUCCAGCAAGUCUUCCGCUCCGCGCGUACGCGGCGACUACAAUAUAGCCCUGCCCUACAGAAAUCUCAAAAUGAUGAUGGAAGUACUGUGUGGCAAUACCAAGUUGACCCGGCUUCCACUACAGUUGUUACGCCUACCUCAGCGACAAACGGCGCGGCUCCGGCACCAGGUGACAUGAAUGCAGCAGUGAAUGCUGCUGAUUCCUACUUCAAUAGCGUCGGUACUCAGCAGAUGGCAGCGCUGGACCUAGGUGGUCGCGGGAAUGGUAUUGGAGGCGGCGGCGCACUGCAGACGCAGUAUGUUGUCACCCAAAAUCAGCAACAAGUGUAUCAGCCCCAGCUUGCUGGUGGAGCAGCUACGGGAGAGUUAUUAUUGUUGUAAUAUAGCCUACCUAAG
Aspergillus alliaceus is the source of this 2901-nucleotide messenger RNA. Its product is annotated as putative AP-2 adaptor complex subunit beta. Bases 736 to 2886 code for a protein of 716 amino acids. Gene Ontology annotation, molecular function: clathrin binding. The transcript is spliced from 5 exons. The record is from RefSeq and is a predicted model, not a curated record. Gene Ontology annotation, biological process: intracellular protein transport; vesicle-mediated transport. Gene Ontology annotation, cellular component: membrane coat. Lineage: Eukaryota; Fungi; Ascomycota; Eurotiomycetes; Eurotiales; Aspergillaceae.